Messenger RNA from Cordyceps fumosorosea ARSEF 2679, 891 nucleotides. Its product is annotated as metallo-beta-lactamase family protein. NCBI's taxonomy places the organism in Eukaryota, Fungi, Ascomycota, Sordariomycetes, Hypocreales, Cordycipitaceae. Bases 1 to 891 code for a protein of 296 amino acids. The record is from RefSeq and is a predicted model, not a curated record. The transcript has 4 exons.
AUGGCUUCCUCCAGCAACCUCUGCGUCUGUGUGACUUGCGGCACACAGUUUGGCAUUCCAUACGAAGAACGGCCCCCGACCUGCCGCAUGUGCGAUGAACCACGCCAGUUCGUGCCGCCCUCCGGCCAGUCCUGGACAACGCUCGCCCGGAUGCAAUCCUCCUACCGGAACGAGAUCAAGCAGGACGACGUCGAUGGCCGCAUCUGGUCCAUCUUCUCCAGCCCACAGUUUGCCAUCGGCCAGCGCGCCAUCCUUGUCGAGACCGAGGCCGGCAACGUCCUGUGGGACUGCGUCAGCCUGCUGGACGCCGCCACGGUCGCCUUUGUUAGGGCCAGGGGCGGGCUGAAGGCAAUCGCCAUCUCGCACCCACACUUCUACAGCACCCACCUGGAGUGGGCGCGUGAGUUUGACUGCCCGGUGUACCUGGCCGAGGACGACCGGGAGUGGCUCAACCGCGAGGACGUCGACGACCGGCGUCGGUUUGUGAGUGGGCUGGUACUGGAGAUACUCCCUGGCGUGAACAUCAUUAAGCUGGGAGGACAUUUUCCGGGAAGCUCGGCCCUCCACUGGAACAAGAAUCUUUUCGUCGGUGACUCUAUCGGAAUUUCGCAGUCUGGCUUGGUCCGCUCUCACCACAACAAAAGACACCAGACUUUCUUCUUCCACUAUGCAUUCCCAAACUUCAUCCCCCUAGGGCCCACUGCGAUGCUUGAGAUGUGGAAGAGACUGGAAUCGUGGGAGUUUGAAAGCCUGUUUUCCCUGUUCUAUCGAACGACGGUUCGUGAUCCCGACGUUAAAUCCAUGGUGCUGGACAGCAUGCAGCGCCAAGCGCGUCACCAAGAAAACAACAGCCACCCGCUGUUGGAUGAGCGCUGGAGGAGCAAGAUCUGA